GCAUACUCCAUGGUGACAGAUCAACCAUCAGCAGAGCGUGGUACUGGUGUGUUGCAGGGAUACACUACAUGAGAAACUUCUAGAUAGUGUCUUGUUGGGUAGUUCACUGUGACAUUUGACUGUACUCAGUUCCUGAGGAAACAGGAUCUUUGUAGGACAGAACUGUUGAAGCAUAACACUGGAUUAGUAAGCUUUCACUGACGUUGAUAGACACAGGUCUGCCUGUUCAUGUUUGCUGUGAAUUACACUGGUUUGUGUGAGUUGACCAACAUCGACAUUGUUAUUGGACGUGGAACAAAUAUAAGAUACUUGAUACUUGCUGAUUGUAAACGUGCGUGAGGUGUCCACGCAGUAGCCAGUGAUGCCAUCUACAAGCAAGGCAGACUACUACCAAGUCCUUGGGCUUCCGCGCAGUGCAACUGAAAGCGAUAUAAAAAAAUCAUACAGGAAACUAGCACUCAAAUGGCAUCCAGACAAGAACCCAGACAAGAAGGAUGAAGCCGAGAAAAAAUUCAAAGAAAUCUCUGAGGCAUAUGAAGUUUUGUCAGACAAAAAGAAGAGGGAAGUGUAUAACUUGUACGGCAAGGACGGGUUGUCAAAUAGCUCAUACACAAAUGACGACUUCAAUGACUUCAGCCACGCUGGUUUCCACUUCACGCUCCGCAGCCCGGAGGAGGUCUUCAGAGACUUCUUCGGAACAGACGAUCCAUUCGGGAACUUCUUUGGUACAAGCAAUGGAGACUUCAAUGGCUCGAUGUUCGAACAUUCUUUUACAGGCUUCCCAGGGGGUUCUAGUGUAUUUUCUUCCUCAUUCUUCGACUCUGAUCCAUUUGCAUCGUCUGGUAUGUGGCGACCACACCGUCGUCGCCGUGGUGACCAGCCCGGGGGACGGCGCCAGGACCGUAUGCAGCAGCGUAUGCAACCCAGCAGCUAUAGCCACCCCAUGAGGGGCUUCGUGCCCCGCGUACACACUGGGUUUGGGUUCUCCUCCAUCUUUGAUGACCCUUUCUUCGGACUUUCGGCCUCGCCAGGGUUCUCUCAGUUCUCUAGUACCAGUUUUAGCGGCCCCACCACAGGAGCCGGACACUUUCGCUCUACUUCCACCUCUACCAAAUAUAUCAACGGCAAGAAAAUUGUCACGAAGAAAGUUGUUGAGAAUGGACAGGAGACUGUGCUGGUAGAGGAGGAUGGGGUCCUCAAGUCCCGCAUGGUGAACGGCGUACAGCAGCUGGAAUAUGGGGGUGGCAGCAGCGGCCGCGCCCACAACAGCAUCAAGGCAUGAACCACCCUUCACUCACUCACACGGAGACAAAUAGGAACACAAUGAUGAAUCAACCAGUAUUCAUGGUGCAAGGGAUCUGUGUCACAUGUGAACAGUCAUCUGCACACGAUUGUGUAAGAUUUGGGGAAAUUUAUUUGUGUUUUUAUGUGAACUUUUGCACCUUUAAGGGUAGUGUAAGCUGUCUGUAAAUUGGUAUCUUACAAUAUAAAGAAUCACAGUUUGGUUUGAUUUUCAUCAGAUCAUGCACAGACAGUUUUUCCAUUUCUCAGUAUGUAUUUGUCAGUGGAAGAGUUAAUAUCUACUGAUGGGAGUAACUGUGACAAAUCUUGCCAUGUCCUGUCUGUGUGAUGGUCUGUUAACCCUUUCUCUUUUAACAGCACAAGGGAAUGUUCUCCCUACACAUUUCAAUUGGCUCUUUGACUUCAUGUGAUAGCUGUCAUUAAAACAGAAAUUAUGUAUUUUUCAUGUUCUGAUUUUCUUGAUUAUUAGAUAUUUGCACCAGAAUUUUUAGUAUUAUUGUCAAAACUAAGGAGAAAAUAUUGUUUCCUUAUUCAUUGGAAAUUGUUGUAUUGGAACACUUUAGUUGUUUUGUUUUUCUUAACCAAAGAUGAUUUUCACUUAAUGUUAAACAGAUUUGUCAUUUCAAUAUAUAUCUUGUUGUAAUAAAUGCAAGCAUAUCGCUGGCUCUCCACCAUCUACAUUUGAUACUGAAUGGGUGGUGUGUUGAUGUAUCCCUCAUCAAGGCCAGGUCGGUCUGAAAGAGGAGCAAUACUCACAAGAGUUAAUCACAGGAUUGGAAUUACUUCAUUGUUGUCUUCAGUUCCUUCAUCCCAGACGGCCAUUUUGAAACGAAGGGAUUACAGUUCCCUUCAAUUAAAUAUAAUGUCAAGAAAUAAAUAUUUUUAAUAACCAGUUCGUCUUUGUGAAAUAUGGAAUGGAAAAUUACAGAUUGGUUUCAUGAACCUAAAGAUGACGAUAUGACCUUGAUCUUCCAGGUCAAGGUUAACUCAGGGUCAAGGUCGACUGCAGAGAUUCCCUGUUGUAUAGAUAUUGUUAUUAGACAGAUAACUUGUAUAUUGAUGUUAAGAUUGAUGGUGGUUGUGAUGUAACAAAACAGGGGAAUCUAGACAACCUGAAGACUGCUGAGAAGUUCCUGAACAUUUCGAGAAGAACUUUUGUUUCUGAUCUGGUGAUUCCAUUCUAAAUAUUGUACUUGAAACAUAAUCAAUAACAUACUGGAGUUCCGAUUGACAUCUUGACUUAUUAGAGUUCUCAGCAGUCUAAAGGGUAUUGGAAUUAUAGCCUUGUUUUAAUCGUUUAUGUCAUAACAGCAGGAUGGUUGCUUCUAACAGUGUCAUUAAGUAUAUAUAUGUUCUAUUUUAUUCCUUACUAAACUUGUCAUAGCUUUGACAUUUAGGUGGACCAGUCGCUGUCAUAUUGAGAGCAAAAUUCUUACGACAAACGACCUCAGAAAAUGAGUUCCAAUUCUUGUUCAGCUUGCAUGGAAAGGGAGGUAACCCCUUCAAGCAGGUAUUUUUCUGGUGUUGUUUGUCCGAGUCUGUGAUUACUACAACGAGUGGUUUAGUCCUGCAGUGUUGAUAUAAUCUGCUCUCGUCUUGUUAAAGCCCUUCUCACCAUUGUAAAUAGUUGUCCACGGGAUGUUUCGAUACAGCGUUUUCCCAGCACAUGUUGCCGUACAGUAACACCAAGGCUUGGUCAUGAUACAGUUCAUACAGAAAUGUUCCAAAGUCUGCUGAACAGAUUCCAGAUCAGUUUGGGUAUUUUUGUGCGUGCAUCGUAUCCCAUCCCUGGUGUUGCAAUACGUAUUGCCAAACCUGUAUCGAUACAACCAAAGCUAUCCUAUCAAGGCUGCCUUCAUAGACUGGUCUUGCUGACAAGAUUUACCUCCCUUGAAAUGGAGGCAUAUAAAUCUCUGAUGCAAGAUGGAAAAGUUGAACUAUAUGAUUAUGGCCUCUCUGUACAGUAUUCUUAUCAUUGUUUUAUACAUCGCUGACUCCUCUGAUGGUAACCCAUACUUUGUAAUCUUUUUAUUUUGGUUGACAACAAAGGUUUUAUUUCUGCAAGACUUUUAUAAACUGACUCCAUGUUUGUCAGUUGAACAGCAAUGGGAGACUGGGACAAAUACGUGAUCAGUUUGUAGGGGAUCCUGUAGAGCUGUAGAUGGUAGCAGGUAUUUUGUUGUAUCAUAGUGUCGGAAGCUUUGCCCAUGCAGUUGCCCAUAAUCCUGUGUUUCCCUAGCAUCUUACAACCAUGAUCUGGUCCCGUUCCCAGCUAGGGCUCCUGCAGUGUACAAUCAUUAUGCUUGAUAAGUGUAGUCCGUAAUGUACCUGUGUUUUAUAUUGUGGUUGUGGGUAUCAUGCUACAGACUCACAAUUCGUAUAGCCACCUUUGUCCAGAUCACAUGUACAGCAGUCACACUGCAGUCAGAACAAGUGUCACCAUGUCCGACAUCCUUUGUUCCAAAAGCUUGAGUUUCCCCAACUUCAAGGAGUUGAGAUUAUAGUAGUGUGCACCGUCUUCUUUACGCUUUAGUAUACCAGGUUUUGCUCAUCAGCAUCUGUUACUUCUUUCAUGAUCUUGCUCUGUUGCUGUCCAUCACACUGAUGUCAUAUACAGUCCUAUCCCUGGAACAGCAUCACUUUUAUCGAUGAGAUAUUUUGUGACAAAUUGUAUGCUGUGAACAAGCUCCACCGAUCAUCACUUUUAGAGACUACCAUCAGUCAUGACAUUUAAGGGGUUAAUGCUUGGAUGAUGCUGGAAAAGGACAUACUGGGUUUUUUAGAGUAAACAAAGAAGGGUGGUUGAUCAAGUGGCGAUGGGUUUACUCGUCAUGUUGAUGACUGAGAUUCAGAUCCCUACGACAACAUUAUGUGUGUGAGUGUGUGUGUCCAUUGAAUUGCCACCUACCUGUUCAUCCUUCAAGAUGAAGAAGCAGAAAUAUUUUAGUUAUAAGUCUUAAUUAUGUCAACUGAUUCUUGUGCUGAAUCAGUACAUGUGUUUUAAAUAAAUAAACGAAAAUCCCCGCUGGCCCAUCCUGCUUUAUCUUUUGGUACAGAUAUCAUGAAAUACACUAUUAGUAGUCACCAGACACAUUUACAGGUUGAAUGGUAGGAGCUGCUCAUCUUUAAACCAGACAUACAUACACAGCAGUUGAAUUUCGGUCAGGGAGGUGUCGUCUUUUAACAGGUCCAUGCACUCCUUGUGGAGGUCAGUCACGCCCUGAUGCCUGUUGGUGAUGAGCCACACAUGGAGCUAUCCAGGCUUGAACACAACUAUAUGCUUUCUGUGUGUAACUGACAGUGAUUAUGACAAGUGUAGCUUUGUCUGUACAAUUUAUGAGGUAUGUCAAAGUAAAGUAUACAUUUCAAAGAAAUAAAGAUUUCUUUGUCACA
This is a messenger RNA of Haliotis rubra (blacklip abalone), 4695 nucleotides long. Its product is annotated as dnaJ homolog subfamily B member 6-like. Gene Ontology annotation, molecular function: Hsp70 protein binding. Bases 362 to 1282 code for a protein of 306 amino acids. Lineage: Eukaryota; Metazoa; Mollusca; Gastropoda; Lepetellida; Haliotidae. The transcript is spliced from 8 exons. The record is from RefSeq and is a predicted model, not a curated record.